CCUCAAGUUACCUCAUUCUCACUGUCCAAGAUUGCUUUUGGAGGCAGUGGGCAAGAGGAGAAAAAGGAAGUUCCCCCCCCAGUUGCAUCAGCUUACUGGAUUCAGUGUUCCUGGAGAACCACACAACAUUUUAACUUAUAUCUCAUUGGUCAUGUAGCUGCUAGGGAAGCUGAGAAAUCCACGUGGCAUUGGGACCAGCUAAAAGUUAGGAUCUUUAACUAAAGAUGAAGGAGGUCGUGUUUGGUAGGCAACUUUCAGUUUUAACCCAUACAGCUUUAUUGGCUCCCUAUAUAUCUGUGUACACUCUUCUGAAACAUAGAAAACACUCACUUGCCCUGCCCCAAAAGGAAAUCUCCCACAUCCAAUCCAUUAUUGCAUGUAGCUCAAAGACAAUGAUACCCUUGUAUAGUCCUCUCUGUCAGGUUAGGAUGUGGCACCUAAUGUUCUGGCCAUCUAAAAACUAAAAACUAAAAACAGACGAAAAAACAAACUAAAAAACAAGGUGUCUGCCUCAUGAGUACCAAAUGCAUAAUGGUAGGUACAGGAUAACUGCAAUAAAAUCAACCUUUCAGAAGAGGGGAAAAUAGCAGUCACUGAUCCAUAACACUUAAAAGGUACUGCUUGGCAAAAAUAGCAAGGUCUCUCUGCCCUGUCUAUAAAUAUAUUCCUUGGUUUUCAUAUCAGGCAACCCCUGAUUCACUUUUGUGGGAGGAACUCCCUUGUCGAAUGUCCUCAGGGGCCCUUGGCGCUGCCUUCUAGCAAGUUUUUAUUGUCCAUUAAUUUUCAAGGACACAUUUGCGUGGGCAUUGGAAAGUGUGCUGGUCUUGGGGGCCGGACCCCAUAACUUCCUGUUACGGUGGGUUUAGGGGCUUGGGAAUUGUUUUAGAUAGUUACAGGCUGUUGCAGGCCAGGUUUAGGGUUUGUUUUUGUUUUGUUUUUUGGCAAAAACUUCCCCUAAAAACUUAGUAUGUUUUUGGUCUGUCUUUUUCAAUUAUUAACCAUGAGUAACCACAAAGAUCUUGUCAAGACACAGUUUUUAACAAAGAACAUCAUCUUUUACUUGCUGGCUUCUGUGCUCUCUCUCUCUCCCCUUGGGUCUUAAAUGAAUGGUACCUACUUGGGACCAUUUUAAAUUGUAGGCUUGGAUGGGAUGGCAAAAAUCCCAGUCUGAUCUCUUUCCUUAGGAUGGCUCCCAUUACUUGGCAGAAAAUUCUUAAGAAAGGUUGAGGCAGAAAAAGGAAAGGCAGAAAAAAGGUUGAGGAAGCUUUAGCAGCUUCCUCAGAACCUUUACUUAUAACUGUUUCAGUUUGGAGUAGUAGCUGACUUUUCCAAUUUUUCAGGGCUCCAGAUUUGGGACUUUGUCAAUUUAUUUUGUAGAGAGCCAUUUCCUUGGCAAAGCUAUAUUCCUUUCCAUCUGUGCAGUCUUGUUAACCUUAGCCUGAGUCCCAUCUCUCCCUUAUGACUUUGCUGAAAGAGGCUAGAAGCAGCCCACAUGCUAACAUUCUGAAGUUCUACCACUACUUCCUCUGAUAUCUUAACCUUAGUGGCAUGAGGUCUCACUGCCCAAAGCCCUACUCCUCAACUAACCUAACUCCAUAUUUAAGGUCCUUUUACUAGCUGUACCUUACUUCUAGCUACCAAAUUCUGUCUAGGUCAGGAUUCCUGGUUGUAGAUAAUGGGAUCUUCUUUAGCUGUUAAACAGAAGGGGCUUGAUUAAGGGGUGCUUGAUUAAGGGUAACUCACAGAAUCUUUGGGAAGGCAGAUGAAACAGAACUUAGGCUGAGCUUCAUAGGAACUCCAUCACAAGAGUGGGCUGCCAAAGAAGCUGCUGCUUUUGGAACAAUCCAGAAGCUGCCUGCCGGAUCAAGAUGCCUCCUGCUGGAUUAAGGAAGCUGAGAACAGUUGCCAGCUCCAUAACUGUACCACCUCUGCCGUGCUUUGUGUUGGCAAAAGUGGACACCUCGUGUGCUGCCUCUCUCCCCAUGUAACCUGGUUCUGAGCAAAAGUCUCAAGUUUUCUGCAAGUGGAGAUGGCAGGGGAGACUCAGACAGUGCUUCUGAAUCACAAUGCCACUAUUAUCUGCAAAGUCCAGGGUUACCACCACCUGGACAUCACAAUUAUGGGUAUCACCUGGUUUUGGAAGCAUCGAGUGUCUGCAACAGAAGUUAAACUGUUUGAGUUUUUUGGAGACCACCAAAUGACAGUCCGACCUGGAGCCUCCGUGUCUCCCUGGAGGCUGAAAAGGGGGGAUGCCUCGCUGCAGCUGCCAGGGGUCCAGCUGUGGGAAGCAGGAGAGUACCGAUGUGAGGUGGUGAUCACCCCUCACAAAGCAGUGGGAACAGUCCGGCUGGAGGUUGUGGCUUACCCAGUCAGCAGCUUGUUUCCAGAGCAAGCCAUGGUGAAAGAAAAUGAAGAACAACUUAUUUCGUGUAUGGCAAGUGGAUUCUACCCCACGAACAUUACUGUAACAUGGAAAAAGUGGACCCCGAAGAAUCCCCAGUAUGUGGAGUUUUCUGAGGGCGUCUUCACUAAUCGUACCACCAAAAAUGAGGACGGCAUGUUUAAUGUCACUAGCUUCUUGAUGCUAAAGCCCUCUCUGGAAGACAACAUGACCAUCUACCAGUGUGUGGUAUGGCACGAAUCCUUGCCUACCUCCCAGAGGCUCAACUUCUCCUUGACUAUGAUAGAAUCUGAGAAGUCACCUUGUACUCUGAAGUACAUUUUUCUCUGUGCUGGAAUAAUCUUCGUAAUCAUACUGAUUUUAUCUAUUUUUUGGAAACAGGUACUACGUCAAACAAAUGCCUUAUUCUCCAUCUUGAAAGCUUAUUCUCGGAAUACCCAGAUUGACACAAGAGAGACUGAAGAACUAUAAUGAGGUGCUUUCAUUAUGAUGCAUUCAUGGCUUAUUCUGAUGGGGGAACCACUAGAAGAAAAUCGGAAGUUUUUACCCAGAAACAGCAGAGACAACAAGGUCUCUCAGUGAAUGCGUCUGUAACUGAAAUUACUUUUCCCGGUGGCUUAGAUGGCUUGCUCAAGAGCAGACUGUUCAAGCUGCCUUCUUUGAUAGCCUCCUGCCAGUCGACUUAUCCAAGAAAAAAAAAGCAACACUUCCCAAAGAAGACAUACAGAU
Messenger RNA from Callorhinus ursinus (northern fur seal), 3130 nucleotides. NCBI's taxonomy places the organism in Eukaryota, Metazoa, Chordata, Mammalia, Carnivora, Otariidae. The record is from RefSeq and is a predicted model, not a curated record.